AUGACAAUUGAUCAUUUUUCAAAUAAAAAAACAAUCGGCAAAGGUGCGUUUGGAACUGUUAAAAUCGGAAGACAUAAGCAGACCGGUAAUGUUUUUGCUAUCAAAAUACUUGAAAAAAAGAAAAUUAUUGAAUCUAAGUUUCUGAAGCAUACCAUUCAAGAGAAACAAAUUCUGCGUACUAUCAAUCAACCAUUCAUUUUGAAAGCCACCUAUCACUUCUGGGACAGUCUCCAUUUAUAUCUGGCCACUGAAUUUUGCGCUGGGGGAGACCUUCACACAUUGUUCAAUCGCAAUAAAAAUUUCAAAGAAAAUCAUUGCAUGUUUUACGGCGCCCAUAUAGUUCUGGCUUUGGAGUUUCUACACAGCAUCAAGAUCAUAUAUCGUGAUUUGAAGUUGGAUAACCUUCUCGUAAAUAAUGACGGUUAUUUGAAGCUAGUUGAUUUCGGAAUCUCAAAAAAAGUUGAAAACACGACAAAUUCCUACUGCGGUACGCCCAGCUACAUAGCGCCAGAGAUGAUCAAUCAAAAUGAUUACAACUGCUCUGUUGACUGGUGGUCAUUUGGAGUUGUCUUGUAUAAAAUGGGAAGUGGAAAGAGGCCAUUCAAAGGAAAAUCCGUCAAUGAAAUUUUUAAAAAUAUUAUAAAUAAUGAAAUAGAAAUGCCAGAGUCUUUCAGUAAAACGUUUGCCGAUUUGGUAGGAAAACCUUUGAUCAAACCACCAUACAUUUCAUCUCUGAAAGACGACAUGGAUACAUCGAACUUUGGAAAUUAUUUUGAAUACGGAAUCGAUAGAAAGGAUACGUGUAUCUUUUAUGAUGAAUUUAAAGAUUUCUACUAA
Helobdella robusta is the source of this 837-nucleotide messenger RNA. RefSeq lists its product as hypothetical. Bases 1 to 837 code for a protein of 278 amino acids. Gene Ontology annotation, molecular function: protein serine/threonine kinase activity; ATP binding. The transcript has 2 exons. The record is from RefSeq and is a predicted model, not a curated record. Gene Ontology annotation, biological process: protein phosphorylation. Lineage: Eukaryota; Metazoa; Annelida; Clitellata; Rhynchobdellida; Glossiphoniidae.